AUGGAAAACUACGACGAUUAUGAUUCCAACGACUUUCAUUGUUGUGAUAGUGAUACAUCUUAUGUUGAAUCGAAUGAUGCUCAGGAUCAUAAUUAUUUGGUAUCUAGUGGGUAUCAAACUUCAGAUGAUGGAGAUGGCACUGAUAAUAUUCACAAUGAUGAUUUGGUUGAAGUAUAUGCAUUUGUAGGUGAUAGAUUGACUAAUAUUAAUUCCAUUACUGCUGAUGAAAUUCGUGCUAUGGAAUUUGAUACAGUUGAUGAUGCUUAUGAAUUUUAUUAUCAAUAUGGUAAAUGUAAAGGCUUUGCCUUUAGGAAAAGUGAUGUUAGGACAAGAGGGUCUGAGGGUAGUAAAAUAACAGUAAUGAGAAAAUUGGUAUGUAAUAAACAUGGUUUAAGAGAGAAGAAACACUUAAGUAUGGUUGAUAGGAAAAGAUAUCACAUACGUUUGACCCGUACUAAAUGUAAGGCUAGGCUUCAUGUGCACUACAAAGCCAACAAGGAUAAAUAUGUAGUGUCCGUUUUUGAAGAGCCUCAUAACCAUGAUGUUAGGCGACGAAAACAGUAUCUAGAGGGGGGGGGGUGA
Molecule: messenger RNA, 582 nt
Organism: Vicia faba (fava bean)
Lineage: Eukaryota; Viridiplantae; Streptophyta; Magnoliopsida; Fabales; Fabaceae
Source: the annotation of a GenBank genome assembly